GCAUCAUCAACAAUACUAUAAAAUUCAAUCAAAAUCAUGACAUUUGAAAAUAUGUAUUUUGAUAAAAUGAUUGAAACCCUAAAAGAAUUGUACGGAAAAUUUAAUUAAAAAGUAAAGUUGCCUUCUAUUUUCAAGUCAACAGAUAGGCUAUUGCAACUUGACCUUUGCCACUUGCCACUCGAACGACGGCUCGCUCGCCGGAGAAUUUUGAGCCGCCGAUAGAGAGCGGUCCCUUUAAUUCUCGAUUCCUUUGCUCCGCUGCGCUCCAUUGAAAUGGUGGUUUCUGCCCGCUUGAUUGGGACGUACGUGUGGACCUUAGCUUGAAAACAAGUUCCCAUGAUCGAGGCAUUUCCUUCGAGUUCAAUCCAAUGAUAGAAAAGUCAAAAGCGGAAUGCCUAUCCAAUCCCAUAACUUAGCCAAGUUUUUGUUUGGUUUCGUAUUGAUAAUUCGGUACCAAUUUAUCGUCAGCAAUCUUGUUUUUCACCAUUAGGGAUCCUUUGAACAGUCUGAAAUUGAACGUCUCUCAGAUUACCUUAGGAGCCUUUUCAUGGCCUUAUCUUCUUUGUGAGAUGUCAGAAAGAGGGGACCGAUAUUCUUGCCAUUAAGACGAAACUUCCUAUCUCCCUGGCCACUGGGGGCUGUCCAACCCUUUUUCCCAUUCCUAUAAUUUACCCAAUUUAACAGGGGAAAUUUAGAAGCAACUCUUGGGUUUUGCUUAUUUCUUAUCAGUUAAGUCUUCUGCUGGAGAUAAACGAGGAUCUAACUAGAAGGCUUUUCUGUUUAUGGUGACCAAUCAUGUGGGUUGCUGAUCCAAUAAAAAGUGCUUAGUUGUUUGCAUGUAAGCUUUGAAGGUGGGAGAGACCUGUUCACUUACUUCUGAUGGGCAUCUGCUUAAGUGCAAAACCUAUAUGUGAAAGUGAUGAUAAUACAGGGGUGAAGUAUUCAAAAGAUGAUAGUGAUAGCAAUAAUGGAAAGGAUAAUGGUAGUGCAAGUAGCAAAUUCUCAUUGGCUUCGGUGCUCCCAGCCCCUCGGAGCGAGGGUGAAAUCUCUCAGUCCUCCAAUUUGAAGAGCUUCGCUUAUGAAGAGCUAAAAGAGGCAACACGAAACUUUUGUCCUGAUAGUGUUCUGGGAGAACCUGGUUCUGGUUCAGUUUUCAAGGGCUGGAUUGAUGAGCAUUCAUUUACUGCUACCAAGCCUGGAACUGGAAUGAGUAUUGCUGUCAAAAGGCUUAACCAAGAUAGUUUUCAAGAUCACGGAGAGUGGUUUGCUGAAGUGAAUUUUCUGGGCCAACUUGUUCAUUCUCACCUUGUGAAAUUGAUUGGCUAUUGCAUGGACGAUGAGCAACGGCUGCUCGUGUCUGAAUUCAUGCCUCGAGGAAGUUUAGAAAAUCAUCUGUUCCUUCGGGGUUCCUAUUUUCAACCUCUUUCUUGGGGCCUCCGUUUGAAGGUUGCACUUGGUGCUGCAAAAGGGCUCGCCUUUCUCCACAGUGAUGAAAGAAAAGUGAUCUACCGUGACUUGAGGACUUCAAAUAUUUUGCUUGAUUCUGAUUACAAUGCCAAACUCUCUGAUCUUGGGUUUUCCAAAGACACAGGAGCAACAGGCGGUAAAAGUAAUGUCUCUACCAGGACUCCGAGUACCUUGUAUGCAGCUCCAGAAUAUCUUGCCGCAGGUCAGGCAACCACAUCAAGUGAUGUUUAUAGUUUUGGAGUCAUUCUAUUGGAAAUGUUAUCUGGAAGAAGAGCCGUAGACAAAAAUCGACCAUUUAGAGAACACAACCUAAUCGAAUGGGCCAGACCCCAACUUGCAAACAAAAGGAAGACUGCUCGAAUAAUUGACAACCGUCUUGAAGGCCAAUAUUCUUUGGAUGCAGCCUAUAAGCUAUCGAGUCUGACACUGCAAUGCCUAUCCAUUGAGCCCAAGUCUAGACCAAGCAUGAACGAGGUUGUAACAGAACUAGAACAGCUACAAGAUCCGACAUCCAUUAAUAUCAACAGAAAUUCAAAACAAAACCGCAUGGCUCGCAGAUGUAGUGCUGACGAUGCCAAUAUUCAUCGUAGUGCUCGCGCUGUUUCACCUGAUUAUACAUAAGCAGAUGUACGUGAUACUUUUACAACAAAACAUAGAAAACUAGCGGACACAUAUUAUAGUUGAAUGAAUUAUACUUCUCUUGCUAUUACAAUCUCUUCAGUCUGCCGAUUUCUGGAUCAGUUUGUACAUAGAAGGAAUGGUUCAUUUGAAAUUUUUGUUUGAUUAUCAAAGAUACGAUACUGAGGAGGAAUCCGAUUAGAUAUCUGAAGUGGGUGAAAGUUCAGUUUGAUGUUUUA
Cucumis melo (muskmelon) is the source of this 2324-nucleotide messenger RNA. RefSeq names its product probable serine/threonine-protein kinase PBL9. Gene Ontology annotation, biological process: protein phosphorylation. Gene Ontology annotation, molecular function: protein kinase activity; ATP binding. The record is from RefSeq and is a predicted model, not a curated record. The transcript is spliced from 7 exons. Bases 880 to 2088 code for a protein of 402 amino acids. NCBI's taxonomy places the organism in Eukaryota, Viridiplantae, Streptophyta, Magnoliopsida, Cucurbitales, Cucurbitaceae.